AAUAUGUUGUUCUACCUAUAGGGAAUGCAAGGAGAUCCUGGCGAACCAGGAAUAUCUGUUGAUGGUACAGUUGGGCCACCAGGACCACCUGGACUGGCAGGAGAUGCUGGUUUGCCUGGGGAGAAGGUAACUAAAGAAAGUUUUACCAAUCGUUCAACUGAUAUUCGGUGAUUCGCUGUGCCUUGAAGAAAAGGGAACCUAAAGGCCUGACUCCACAACGGCGAAAUUCUUCGCGCGAAGUUGUGUCUGCGAAAUAUGGAUGGUUGCACAUGAUGGUUACACAUUCCUACUUUUUCGCAUUCCCAGUGAGUAGAACUGACUUCUACUACUUCAGUGAGUAGAACUGACUUCUACUACUUCAGUGAGUAGAACUGAUUUCUAUACUCACUGGGGAAGCGAAAGCCUAAUUUAUCUUUACUGCGCAUGCACGAAUUCGCUGAGGUAAAGUGCUCGUGGAAUCAGACCUUAAUAAAGACUACUGUCAGUGCUAUUAUGCAUGCUGAAUUCCGUCUUUUUGAACACACUAUAUUGUUAACACGCAUGCUCUUUAACUCAUUAGCGGUUUGGAGAAAGCGACAUGUCUUUGCACAAAAAGAAUUAUUUCUUUUGUUUAUUAAAAGUUUAUUAAAACAUAAUGGUGUCUUUCGCGUCAUCAUAUUUCAACGUGACGAUUCUUGAAGAAAUUUAUUUUAAGGCGGUAUUUAGUCAUAAAAAAUGGACGUUAUGUACUGUUAAUAAAUCUGUAAAUACUCACGAGAAUAUUUUCCUUCAAUUUGUAAAGGGAGAAAAGGGCGCACCAGGUCCAACGGGACCGAAAGGAAUUGGAAUUCGGGUUUGUUUUAUUUUCUCUUUAAAUACUGUAGUGUACUGCACUAUACUGUAUUGUGCUGUGUCAUACUUGUACUGUAUUGCUGUAUUGCACUUUGUCAUACUAGUGUGCUGUGUAAAUUGUAAAAUGUGAUAGUGUAUGUAUGUGCAUUUGAUUCUGUAGGGUGAAAAUGGAACGGUUGGUGUAGCUGGUACAGAACCUGGUAAACCUGGAAACAAAGUGAGUUUAAAGAAACUUCCUCUGAACUAUGAGGACCAGGGUGUUAGCCAGGCGGCCGUCCGACCGUCCUAUGGACGGCCACUUCUGAAUUUGGGAAUAUUUUCUUUAAAUAGCAACCUACAAGCUUUGUAAUAUUUCUUGAGUACUUCGCGCCAUAUUUUUGUAAAACGCGCCAUGUUUUUGUAACCAUUUUGAUGAUUCUCGCAUGAAGUAUCAAGGAGAAUAAUGUGAAACCGUUAGUGUUUUAGAAACAGCGAUCGCUUUAUCGCUCGAGCGCCACGUUACAGUUACGGUAGUGAUCAUACCAUACGUGUGCUUUUAUUAAUUUAAUGACGAAAAUGUGCAUCUGAAACUAAAAGUUGAAAGGUUCAACCUCUAGGUCUAUUAACUGUGGUUCAACGAAUAAAACACCACAAUUCCUCAACAACAGAAAAUUGUGGCCACACCCAAAAACAUGUAACCACGCCCACAAAAAUAUGUUGCCACGCCCACAAAAUUAUUUUGGACGGCCACUUUUGAAAUCCUGGCUAACACCCUGAUGAGGACAUUGACAGUGGUUGCAUGCCUCACCCCUCACCCUUCUAACCCCUCCUACCCGGAGGCACCUAACCCAUCUAACCCCUCACCCUGAUGAUGGGGUGGAACGAAAAACUUCCCACCACGGCGCGACCUACCUCCCUUCCAAGGCGAUUACUUAAAUAGAUUAAAGUGGUAUCUUGUUCAUAUACCAUGUCAGGUUUUACGUACUUUUUAUUAAUUUUACCACAGGGUGUAAAGGGUGAUAUCGGAAGAGCUGGAGUCAAUGCUGUGCAAGGAGAAAAGGUACGAAGACAAUAAGUAAUCUGUAAUUUGGAUUGAACUGGACUACUGGAGCAUAUUUAUAUUUCUUCCUCCAAUGCAACAAUGUUUUCAUACUUUAUAAAAAGAUGUUUGCGGUAUUUAUAUUGGAGAGUAAGUAACAUUGUACACGCAUAACCUCGAUUUAAUUAUCUUUGAAAAUCGAAGUUUAAACAUCUUAAGAUCAGAAGAAAUACAUUAAUAAAUCAAGAUGACAAGAUCAGAAAUACAGAAACUAAAUAAGAUCAGAAACACAUUAAGGAAUCGAGAUCAGAAAUACAGAAACUGAAUAAGAUCAGAAACACAUUAAGGAAUCAAGAUCAGAAAUACAGAAACUGAAUAAGAUCAGAAAUACAUUAAGGAAUCAAGUCAAGGCCAUGAAUGUUUAUAUAUCUAUAACUUUAGGAUGUGAAUGACUAUUUUCUUACCUUCUUUUAUCAAUUCUUUACUAGGGAGAAAAAGGAAAAGUUGGUUUGCCUGGACAAGGCGUUAAGGUGCUAAAUAUCUCGAACUCGUUAAUAAUGCACGAGAAUAUUAGCCAAUCACAUUGCUAUUCUCAUAUGAUGAUACUGAAUACCUAGUGAAUUAUAUUGAUCCGCUCCUAGGAGUAGAUCAAGAUUAAUUCAGUCCUAUGAAAUAUUACAUAAUAUCACGUUUUGUGUCAUUGUUUGAUUAUUAUUGAUGGUCAAUAUAAGUUUGCAAUAGACUAGCUCUAAGGCUCUCUUUCUUUGAGAGAAAUUUGGAAAAAGCCCAAUAUUGUAGUCGAUGUUAAGUUUUUUAUGUGUUAGUAGUUUUCAUAGAUUUAUUUGGUUGUGUCAAGUAUACUUAAUGUUAUUUAAUGUUUUUUGGCAUAUGUAGGGAGACAGUGGAGCCGUGGGCCCACCAGGUGCAGUUGGCGUACGUGGUCCACCGGUAAUUUGAGGUUUAUUGUUAGCAGAUAUUUGAAAUAAUAGUUACCACACGCGUACGAAAGGGAAUUUAAAUAAAUCACGCGUUGUCUCGUUAGAUGGCAACAGACUAUUUUAUGCAGUAUCUAUGCAGUCAUUAUAGAAAUACAGUCGAUACCAAAUUAGCAAAUACUUUAAUAACAUGCACUAAUUACGAAUAAACAAAAAACGGUGGUUCAAAUUUGGUAAUUAAUAAAUGUUCACGUUUAUUAAGAUUUCCGGCUCGAUAAAUCUAACAGUUGAAGGUUUUUGUAGAUGGAAAUUUCGAACGGAAGAUUUAUAAGUAAAAUUUUGGACCUAACGAGGAGCGAGGAGCCUACAGGUGUCACAGACCACACAACUAAUUGCAAGGUCUGUGACACAGGCUAGGAGCGAGCAGUUGUGAAACUGGAACUAUAGGCACUCUGACAGGAAUCGAACCUGCGGCCCUGCGAUUCCGCUCUAAACUGCAGAGUCCAGGUGUGGAGUAUUAACCACAUGUAUAUACAGGGUGUCCCAAAAAAACAAAACUAGUAUUGAAAUAACGUAUUGUGAGAAAAAGAUACGUAUUGAGAAAUUAAAGUAUCUCUGUAAAGUGCACGAUUUUCUGCUCUUGGGAAUUUAAAGCAGCUUCUUAAACAGUUUCUUUAUGCAUAAAAUUUACUUAUGUGGCAAGCUUUUAUGCACUUGUGGGUUCAGAGAGUGCUGAGGCAUUCAAAUUCUAACAUUACGUUAUUUCAAUAGUUUCGGGGUUUUUUGGGACACCCUGUAUACAAGAACUUGUGGUUAAUGCUCAUUGGUUAAAGCGUUGCAUGCCAGAAGGCCUAAAGUUGCAUUUUUCGCAGCUGCUCCUGGUUAGGUAUAAAAUUUUACUUAUAAAUCCUCCGCUCAAAAUUUCCAUCUCCACAAACCCCUAACACGUUUGUCUUUAUUACAAUCGAUUAGCAUAUCGCCAACCACUUUCAAACCGACGUACAUGCAUAGAUUAGGAAAUGAAUAGAUGGCUCACUCCUUUGAUGUUUUUAACGCUGCCGGCACCCACGCAUGUUCUUGCCAGAGUAAUGGCGGCCUAGCAAGUUACUGUAGUAAAAUGCAUUGUGAAAUUGACAUCGGUGCUACUAAAUCCUGUAUUUUUAUAAUUCUGAUUUAUUUUCCCAUUAAACCUCCCGAAAGCGGAAAAAUACAGGAUUUAGUAGCACGGAUGUCAAUUUCACAAUACAUUUUAUUAUAGUUCUUGCUAGUCUUGCUAUAUAGGCCGCCAUUACUCUGGCAAGAACAUGCGUGGGUGCCGGCGGCAUCAAAAAUAUCAAAGAGUGAGCCAUCUAUUCAUUUCCUAAUCUAUGGUACAUGCAUGUACAUACUUUGCUUUGUCAUCCUCCUUUGAAUGGUUGCCUAUUUAUCCAAUAAUCUUUUGCAUACAAUAGGGUCCAACAGUGGAUGGUCCCCAAGGCCUAGCGGUAAGAUAUUAAAAAAAAAUUAAAUUGUUUGAUCUGAUGUUAUAAUACAAUUGCAAUAGAAUAUUAUAAAUGAUGCUGUACCAAUAAAUAUUGGCGAAUAUCUAACAUCUUUGAUUCUUUGUUAUUAAGGGUAAUCGUGGUCCUAAGGUGAGUCAUGAAUUGUUGAUGUUUUACCAAAUAUUAUACUUGAUCUUGCACGAAUCACAUUGUUUCUCUAGAUUUUAGACAAUAUUAUAACAUUUUAUUUUUUUAAAUUUUAGGGUGUCAUAGGAUCUCAGGUUUGUAAGACAACCAUAUAUAUUUGUUGAUGGAUAACCUAAAUUUUACUUAUUACCCUUGUUACCCUGAUUUAUAGCUUGGAAUCUAUUUUUACAUCUUGACUUAGUAAGUGCUUAAAAAGUGUGGUAAUAGGUUAAUUUUUUCUGUUUAAGGGUCCACCUGGUCCUCCAGGCCGUGCUGGAAUACAAGCUGUUUCGGUAAGUUUGACGCCAAGCUAUGUGUGCCCUAGCCCUUGGCUGAUCAUCGAGCACAGUUAAGGUAGUCAUGUAGCACAAUUAAGGUGGGAAAGUAGUUUUGGAUGAGAAAGGAAAACCAACAGAACCAACCAAACUGCUACUUACAUGAGAUUUCACAUCACAUCAGUGAGAGUAGGGUAGUCACCAAUCUAAGUAAUAACACCCACCCAUGCACUCCCACGGUGAGGUACCUUACAGACAGUAAGCCUUUAAACUGUACUCGAUGUUAGCACCCAUAUAUUUACCUUUACGCUUUACUCUUGUGCCUGCAUAGAUUUCGACAACUGGACUCUGUAGCUCAGUUUGUUAGAGCGCUGCACCGGAAUCGCAGGACCGCAGGUUCAAUUCCUGACAUAGGGCUAUACGGCCUAGCUAUAUAGUUGUAUUUUACACAAUUGCUCCUGGUUAGUGUAAUAAAUGUAUAAAAAUCACACUCGAAAUUCCCAUCCACAAAUCCAGGUUUUCAGUACUGGAUUUCAAUUAUCUGUCCUCCAUCUAGUUAUGCAAUUGUACUAUAUGUGUAUUUUAGUUGACAGAUAGAAUAUCUUUUGAAUUUUCAGUUCAAUGGUACAACUAUAAUUAUCCGUCACAAUGCAACAUAUUCUGAGUACAUCCCUAUUGACACGGUGAGAACUUUCUUGUUUGUUUUGCCAGUUUUGCAGUAGAGUUGAUCAUGAUCUUUUUGCUUUUACCAUCAACAGAAUUCGAACAUUUCAAGGCGUUAUUUCAGCAUUCAACGCAAUCUGGCUUUUCUCAAGAAACCAAACGGUUCGCAACUUUUCCCAGCCAUCUCAUGUGCUGUGUUAUACUCACAUUAUCCUGACAAUGGAAACGGUAAAGUUUCUCUUAAAUGUAACCGUUACUUUGUUCUAUAAUUAUUUUGCCCCAAUGGUAUCGUUUUCGUGUGGGUAUUCCUCAUGUUUCGUGCACAAUAGGAUUAAACAUAAGUUUGUGAUUGGGUGCAAGAUCAAAGACGAACAUAUUCGUGCACGAAACAUGGGGAUAAAAUCUUUAUGUGCGCCUGGCAUGAUAAAACAAACAAACAAACAUGAAAACAAAGAAAUUGGAGAAAAACUGCAAUAAACAGUAAAGUCCAUUGUCGGAAUAUUCCGUUGUCUUUCUCCAUGCCAUCCAGUCAUUCAUUGUUUCUAUAUAUUUGGACAUAAUACAAAGCAAGCAUAUGUCAAAAGAAAUUCCAUAUAAUUUGAGAACUUGUUAUUAUCAAAAUAUGUGCACACCUAGAUAAUUUUGAAAUUAUUUUCCAGGUUGGUAUUGGAUUGAUCCAAAUCAAGGUUCGCAUGAGGAUGCUGAAGAAGUAUACUGUGAUUUCGAACAUAAUGCAACAUGUUUAGAACCUGUUCAAAAUAAGGUGUGUAUAAAGACAAGUUUAUGCAGCGGUGAUAAAAUAUUUGAACCACAUUUUGUCUUAUUCACGGAUGCGACUUAAGGCUAAUUUCCACUCAGGAUAAUUAUCCGUGGAUUGGAACGGACAAGAAAAUGUUUCUUUGUCUUGUGAGCUCUGGGUCGGAACUAAUGACUUUAACACAAAGAAAAAUUUUCUUGUCCGUUCCAAUCCACAGAUAAUUUCCCUGAGUGGAAAUUAGCCUUUACUGCUUUAGCAUCAUCAAUUUUCCAUCUCUCUAUAUCUAUACAGAGCCACGGCAAAAUUGGACCCCCAGAAUUGAAACUUGUUGUACAGUUUGGUCACCAGUUAUAACUUUUUGAAUAUUUAGCUUUUUGUAUCCAGUUGACUUGAAAAUGUUCCCCUGCCGCUAAUUCCAGUCAAAUAAACGCGAAAAACGAAAUUUUCAGAGCUUUACUAUAUUUUCCCCAAAUACCAAUAUAAAAACAAGUCGGAUCGUCGAAUAGGAAACAUUCUUACGUAUACAUUGUUUCUUUGAUAUGUUUUCCAACUUGAUAAAGCCUUAAAGGAAACAUACCCAAUUCAAUUAAUACUUCUGUUUAGUUUGGUUCAUUACAACGGUUCAGCGGUCCAUUAUUUUCGCGUAAUGGACCAGCAGUCCAAAAAACAAACGCAUGCAUCUUAAAGUGCAUAUGACAUGAAAUUUUUUAUUUUCUUAAAUGAAAGAACUCUUUAAGUUGUAGUGUAACUUAUUUUUCAGUUUCUUGUUUUUAUGGUUUAUUCCCGAGAUAUUUCAAUUUGUCUGAUAUGUAAAUGAGUGUGAAUAUGUCCGCUAAUUUAUGACGUCACAUUGAUUGCAAGCUCAACUUAAACUGGUUAUAAAUGUAUUAACUCUAAAAACUUUUGAUAUCAGUUCCCGUUUUUCUCCAGUGUUUCAUCACAUUUACCAGUAAGUGAAGUUUGAAAUUAUCAUCUUGGAUAAUAGCAGUGAUAUUCAAGCAUUUUAAAGAGCUUGCAACCAACAUGACGUCAUAAAUUAGCGGACAUAUCCACACUCAUUUACAUAUCAAGCAAAUUGAAAUAUCUCGGGAACAAACCAUAAAAACAAGAAACUGAAAAAUAAGUUACACUACAACUUAAAGAGUUCUUUCAUUUAAGAACAUAAGAAAUUUCAUGUCAUAUGCACUUUAAAACAAAACAGCAAAACUAAUUGAAAAUUAUAAUUUAAUUUGUUAUUAAUUAAUAAGAUAUCUGCGCAUGGUUUUUAGUGGAAAAGAAGGAAUGCAUUGGACCACGCUACUAAUAUGCAUGUCAAAUCAUGCAUUUCUUAUUUGUUUCAAGUAUAAAUGCCUAUAUAAAUGCCAUAUAAUAAACUUUUUACUGACCUCGCUUGCUCAGUAUGUACAGAGAAAUAUCGGAUAGGUCUUUUUGUACAAACCUCGCCUUAUGGGUUCGGUCUGUACAAAAUACCUCGAUCCGAUAUUUCUCUGUACAGACCUCGUGUUCGGUUAAUAAGAAGUUAUUUCAAAUGUGCCAGUAUACGUAGGGGAUGAGAUCUGUCCCAAAUCCUUUUAUCAGUUUUAUAAAUAAUCGAUCCACCUUUUUUCCUUACGGUACCAGACAGAAAACAAGAAAUGGUUUAGUGGGUCAGAUGGAUACAGAUGGCUUACAGAAGAACUGGAUGGUUUACAAAGUGUUGACCAGGUAGCGGACUAAACAUGCAUAAACAGUCAAUUUUAUGUUCCAUCGCCAAUUUUCAAAAAGGCCCUGGGAACGAGGUUGUGUUGAUAGAACCUCAACAACGUAACAAACCUUUCUUAUAACCACCCUUCUUCUCUACCUUUACUUCUGUCGCAAAAUAAUCCUAGCUUCAUAAGGAAGCCAUGACUUGAAUAUAGUUUCCAAGUGUUCAUUCAUUUUUCUGUUUCUCAAGGUUCACAAUUAGAAUUGUGUUCAAAUAUUGUUUAAUUUAUAGUGUUGCAGAAGAGGGUUUAUCAAAAAUAUUGUAAUUUUGAAGUCCACUUUGUCGCUGCUGAAUACAUGGCGGACACCACUCUAAGAUGGACACGUAUAACCCUAGCCAAAUCCACCCUUUCAACGUUGUGUUUGGUACUACUCUAUUUGCACCCUGCCCCACCCCGUUCCCACCUUUUCAAAAUAUAAAAAGCUGCUCCCUUUCUGGAAUAAAAGUGCCCUCUUUUUCUGGAUUGAAAGUGUAAUACUGGGCAAAACCCAUGCACUUAUGUAAAUUUAUUUCCUCAGAAUGGUGUUUCAGAGACUUAGAAAUCCAAGCAUUCCCCGGGGAAACUUGUCCCCGAAUCUACUAAUUUGCGCACACCCAUAAGCAUUUGGCUAUAAUUGUAGUUUGAGUUGUUCUUUCCGAUUGUCUUUUCCAGUUCAACUACACGUUUGACGAUGGCCAGCUUCAAAUGCUACAGCUUCAUAGUUCCAAAGCAUGGCAAAGUAUUACAUAUCAUUGUUUGAAUUCUGUUCCAUGGGGUAACUUCACUCAGAAUGCUAUCAAGUUGCAAGGAGAUGAUGACCUUGAAUUCCAUAAUAAAAUGCCUCGCAAACUACGACCUGUUGUCAUUGAAGAUAAUUGUCAGGUAGGCCGAUGUUGUUAUAUAGCUUUGUUUAUUAAGCUAUAAUCAUGGCAAAAAUUCCGUGUGCACUUAGGUGUAAACUAAAGUAUUAGCCAAGAACAAAUCGAAGGUAGGCCAAUGGGGUUGGAACUAAACAGUAAAGUCUAUACAAGGGGUCAGAUGUCAAUUGGAACGCAAGUCCUGUUCCUUUCCCCAGUCACACCUAUGUCGUUUUUGCAUGCAUGUAAGUUGUCUGUUUGUGUGAUUAUAGUACUCCACAUUACUGGUCACAUACACAUGUUGGCGCCUUUGUCUUCCCCGCUCCCCCCUAAAUGUUGGUUUUGACAUGCAUUUCACAAAGCUUUAACCUAACCAAUUUAUAAGCUGUCAACAUUGAACCGGGGGGGAGUUAAAAAUUGCUGCUUUUGCACGUAUGUAUUGGGAAAGGCAGGUAUUUCUAUUUCCGCACGCGCUGUCCACAAUACUUUUUGCCAGGAUUGUAGUUGUUUGUGCGGCUAGUAAGUUGGUAAGUACCACAAGCGGACAACGGGAAUGAAGAGACGGGGAAAACCCCUCUAUCAAAAAACACUUAUGCAUACGAACUAUCCAUGGGUUGCAGUGGUGGCGCAUGGCCAUACUUCUUCUCUAAAAGGUGUGAACUCUCCCUGUCAAAUGAGUCCGGAUCCGCAUAAUCCUGGCUACCCCCUGAGCGCUUAGGAAACGUUCUACUAAUGGCGUUAGGUGGAAAAGUUACUGUUAUCACAGCAGGAAUUUUGAAUAGUUUAAUUCUACGUUUUGAAGGAUUUGUAAGAAAUGUUUGAGGGAACUGACUUAGUGUUUAAACUGCAUACACAGUAGCAAUUUUGCAUAGGUAAACGUAGUCUGUGCAUUUACCUAUGCAAAAUUGCUACUGUGAUCACAGAAACGUUGAUAGUAUAAACCAGCCUUUAGCCAACACUCAUCUAUAUUACCCAAUAUUUUCAUGAACGUGUAUAGCUGACAAGUUGGUCUACAUCUACAUGUAUAGUUAUUGUUAAUUUGCUGCCUUGGCGAUUUAACCGAUGAAACAACUUGUAGAGCAACGAGUAUAUUGUGUAUAUAGGUGGGUUUCACUAAAAAAUUAUACAACAGGGAAACGUUUGGUGGUCAACUUUACACAUAUAGCCGCUUUAUGCCUUGUGGAAGCAAGUAAAUCUCGUUAAAUUACAUAUAUUUGAACCAAACACAAGAUCAAUACUUAUAACGAAUAUUUAACUCGAUUCGAUAAAUGUGUUUCCAUUUGGAGUUGACCACCAAGCGGUAAACCUAUCACGUGACUGAAACCCAGCUAUUGUCAAAACCAUUACACAACUUGUUUCGUGUCCAAAAUGUCGGUAUGCACAUACAAAUACGCUAAUUUGAUAAAAUAGUGAUAAGUAUGUUUUAUUUUAGACAAAAAAUGAUACGUGGGGAAAAACAAUACUUGAAGUUCAAGCGAAAGAUCCUGCUAACCUGCCAAUUCGAGAUAUCGCAGUUUAUGACGUUGGUGAUGAUGGCGAGGAAUUCGGAUUAGAACUGGGACGAGUUUGUUUCGCGGCAUAACUGGAAAUGCCUUAGAAAACAUGAGAAUUUAGAUAAAACACCUUUUUCGUUGACUGAGUUAAGUCAUGGAUAUGUGUAUAAUGAAGAGUAAUAUAAGAAUAAAGUUUCGACUUUAUUAAGCAGAAUUGUUGUGUAACUGUAUUAUUUAGCUGUUAAUUAACAAAAGUUCAUUAAAUUGUCAAAGAAAUAAUAGAAAUAUUUGAAUUUAAAAAGGCGAGAACAUUCUGUUCGAUGUAUGUAAAAAGUAAGAUGUCGUGAAAACGAAUAAAUUAUAAAACGUC
Molecule: messenger RNA, 10590 nt
Organism: Paramuricea clavata
Lineage: Eukaryota; Metazoa; Cnidaria; Anthozoa; Malacalcyonacea; Plexauridae
Source: the annotation of a GenBank genome assembly